GAUGGGCGGACUUUAGCGGCAGCUCGCGCGCCCGCACUCAGCCACAUCCAGUGCUGUCAUCACUCCUCGCGGUUCUCCAGCUCUCCACUGCUUGAAAGAAGGCCGCUGUCAGCGCAUUCGUUCUCCGCCAACACGUCUCUGACAGUCUCGAAUCCGCGAUGGGCUUCUCACUCAACAAUCCGCUGCCCUCGUCCAUGAGGAGCGAAUGCAGGAAAACGGGCAAGAUUCUGGCAUCCUUUGUCGACCCGCGACAGUCGUUUGGACCCGACAAAAUCAUCCCGCCGUCUGUUCUAGCAAACGCAAAGGGCCUUGCCAUCCUCACCGUCUUCAAGGCGGGUUUCCUCGGCACAGCACGCUUCGGCUCCGGCGUCGUCGUCGCGCGCCUCGCAGACGGAUCGUGGUCAGCGCCCUCGGCCAUUGGGACAAUCGGCGGCGGCUUCGGCGGGCAGAUUGGCUUCGAGCUGACUGACUUCGUCUUCAUCCUGAACGAUGCCUCGGCAGUGCGCACAUUUGCGCAGGCUGGCUCGCUUACACUCGGCGGCAAUGUCUCCAUCGCCGCUGGCCCGGUCGGCAGAAACGCGGAGGCCGCCGGCGUCGCGAGUCUGAAGGGCGUUGCGGGCGUCUUCAGCUACAGCAAGACAAAGGGACUGUUUGCUGGUGUCAGUCUGGAGGGCAGUGGCCUGAUAGAGCGGAGGGACGCCAACGAGAAGCUGUACGGCCGGAGAUGGACAGCGCGAGAGCUCCUGAGCGGCCAGGUCCCCCCACCGCCAGCCGCCGAGCCCCUGCUGCGCGUGCUCAACUCGAGGGUCUUCUCUGGGACUGGUGGCGCCGCAGCCGCAGACGACAGGAUGUACAACGACAUUCCGGUCUACGACGACUCGCAAGACAACGUUGUCUGGCAAGGACGCAGUGGUUCCGCCAUGGGCGAGGGCGUGAGGAGAGAUCGCACCGGCUCGCUCGGCCAGGGUAGCCAGCACGCUGGAAAUGACGAGUACGAGUACCGCGACCGCCCACAGCGUACGUCGACAUGGGCGGACGACGUAUACGACCGACAGCCGAACACAGGAGGGGGCGUCAACCGCUCUUUCUCGACACGCGCGAAUCCCAACGAGACAUUUGACACCAUGAACGGCCGCAGCCGGGCGUCCACGUUUGGCGACGACUAUUCUUACAGCGACCGCUCCUCUGCGCCUGGGCGACCAUCUGCGCCGAAGCCAGUGUUUGGUCAGAGGAAAGCAAGCCUGGGCGCCGACCAGGCGAUUGCGAAAUUUACCUUCGACCCCGAUCAGCCUGGUGAUCUGGGGUUCAAGAAGGGCGAAGUCAUUACGAUCCUGAAGCGCACAGACAACGAGACAGAUUGGUGGACAGGGCGAGUGGGCGACAGGGAGGGCAUCUUCCCUAGCAACUACGUCGAGACUGUAUAAAUCCGGCACGCGCCUCCUACUUCGAUUAUUCCUUUCCGCGUCCAAAAGAUACCUCCUGCGUAUAUCUAGACUGCAAACCACAGCUCCUUAGCAAGCCUCGUAACAAUUCGACAUUUCUUCGGGUACAGCAGGGCGUCAAGGUUUGCCUGCUACGUCUCAGGUGUUUUGCAUGUGUUCAAGUGCCCACAUACCUAUCCAUCGUACCUAUUCACUUAUUUUCUCUCCAACGUACCAUUUCUUCGCCUGUACCGGUUUUGACAACUCGUCGCACAUGUCACGUCGCCUCCGUUCGGCUAGAGAUCGUACCGCACAAUGGUCGCCGGAGCUGCCCAUCAUGAAAUUCGUGAACUCCCA
Messenger RNA from Didymella exigua CBS 183.55, 1778 nucleotides. Its product is annotated as DUF500-domain-containing protein. NCBI's taxonomy places the organism in Eukaryota, Fungi, Ascomycota, Dothideomycetes, Pleosporales, Didymellaceae. Gene Ontology annotation, molecular function: phosphatidylinositol binding; actin filament binding. Gene Ontology annotation, cellular component: actin cortical patch. The record is from RefSeq and is a predicted model, not a curated record. Bases 159 to 1424 code for a protein of 421 amino acids. Gene Ontology annotation, biological process: actin cortical patch localization; actin filament bundle assembly. The transcript is spliced from 4 exons.